Messenger RNA from Nezara viridula (southern green stink bug), 1146 nucleotides. Lineage: Eukaryota; Metazoa; Arthropoda; Insecta; Hemiptera; Pentatomidae. The record is from the annotation of a GenBank genome assembly.
AUGAAGUCACAGGCACGUCGAUUGGAUGAAAGCUAUGAGCUAAAACGCGACACGGUCGAGUGGCCAAGGCAUCUUCCAUCUCGGACACGACUUCGUAUCUUCGCUCUUGUUUCGGCGCUUCCUCCCCGGCCAUAUCUCGGGGCCACCCGCCGGGUCAUCGGCGAACCUCCGGAUGUCUUGCCGGUCGGAUAUCACCCUGAGACUUGCGAAGUAUGGAGUGAUGCGGAACAACAGCUGGCUGUACCACUACUACACUGUGCAGUCGAAGCUGCAGUACGGGCUGGGCUACGAGGGGGGCGGAGGGGGGCGGCUGGGGAACAGCGGCGGCUACUUCCACCAGCCGCUCUACCAGGAGCCGCCCCCGCCCCUCCCCCCCUACCACCACCACCAGGUCCAGUCCCCCCACCACCACCACUCCCCCCACCAGCCGCUGGCGGCCCACGAGCACUUCAGUUUGAUGGUAAAAUCUGGUAUGGCAGAAGGAGCGAGGUACCGGAACCGGUAGACUACAGCGUGCACCACGAGCAGGCGGAACCAUCUCCGCGCAGCUCCCCUGCUUCUAUCGUCGACUUGGACAGCGGAGGUGGCACUGUCCUCUUGUCUUCGACGCAGAGCCUGGGCAGAUCGAGACUUCUGGUGACGAAGGCAGCGACGACCCUGGAUCCUGCGGAGAUGAUGGAGCAGUGGAACCCCAGCCCUCCUUGGUCGGACACGACCGUCCAGAAGGUGCCGGAUAUCCUUCACCAAGACCUCAGUCCUUACGUGACGACUACCCCGCCCACCCCUGGCUCCGGAGUGUCCUUCCAACAGCCGACGACCUUCACCUUCGACUGGACCCCUGAACAGUACGUGCCGCCUCCUCCUCUUCUGGACCCAGAGGAGCACACGCUCCUAGGUUGUUUCUCUUGGACCACCGGACCCUCGGAUCACAGGUUGUUCCCACUCCAGCCACCACCACCGCCUAGGCCUAGCCUCAUAGUGAGGGUCGACCAGGAAAGCGAACACCUCCUUCUUCAUACGAUAAAAGGACACUUCCUCAUUAAUAUGGAAUAUUUCUUAAACGACCCGCAUCGCCGGGUUGCAUUAUCCCUAAGGAGGAGUUUAGCCGUGUCCUUUCUUCGGCCGAGUCCUUUGACGGCUUCCUAA